UGCAGUCGUCGAUCGGUCUUCGCGGUGUUCGGUUCGGAAGUGAGCGAGACGGGAAUCGAUUAAUGGUAAACCGUGUGAAUUCUUGAUCAUCAUGGAUCGGUCGGUUCUAAUCUGCUCGAUAUUCCUGACGCUGACCGCGACAGCGACUUCGAAGGGCGUCAACUUCGAUGGCAACGAGGACGUUGAAAAUGCUACCAGCAGUGAGAGCCUAGACACGGUGCUCCGUAGCGUCCCGUUGGUCCAAGGAUCCGACUCUAACGAGAAAUUCAGCGGCAAGAGGAGUCUCUUAAUACUGAUGCCAUCGGAUGACGUUAAAAGACCCAGCAGAAGCGACGAAACGGAGUGUGCAUCGCCGAAGAGUCAAAAAACGAAGCGGUGCAAGGCAUUGCUUCGCGGGAAUCCCCGGUUGCAGCUGGUCUCCUUAAAACCCCCUAACGUAGCGUCGAAACACGAAGCGAACGCGGAAGAUCGUCGCGCAGCGAUCGUCGAAGCGCUCCGCAAAAAACUGAGAUCCGGGGAGUACAAAUUGGGCGCAAUUCGCGGACGCCCGCCGCCGAAGACGAGCGUAAUCGACGACGACAAGUACGUUUGUUAUUGCAGAGAGAAGAGUAAUCCUCUUUCGCGGAAAGACGCAAUCCCCAGGCAGCGAUUGCCGAAGAACAAGCCAGAGAGGAAGAACGAUAACAAGAAGAUGCUCCCCGACGAGAGCAGGCUGCAGCAAAAACCGAUCUACGCGCAGCGACCGCCUCAUCCAUUUUUGUUUGAAAGGCUGCCGAUACGCCAGCCAGAUAACCAGCGAUAUCUACCCGGCCAGCGUCUGCCUGAAGGAGUGAAUCCGAUUUUCCAGCACGGAGGAGUGCCAUACGUGCCCUACAUCUAUCACGUCGAUCCUCAACUAGCGAUGCUUCCAGGAGUGAACCAGGCACACAGUCCGACGAGGAUUAGCAUUCCUUUUAAUCGAAUCGAUGACUCGUUAGUUGGUCAACGGGCGCCCAGCAGUCAGCGCGGUUCUUCCGCGGGUACGCAAGGUAUUGGGCAACAGCACUGUUCGCCGAACGUUGCUGCUAAACACUCGCAAUCGGCUGGCCAAGGAAUUCCAGCGUCGUCAGCGAAAACCGCCAAGGCUAUGGACACAGAGAAACAAAAUGAACAGCGGGAAGAAUCAGGAGAGAAUUCCGAUAAUAAUUUGCAAUCUGUAAGAUUGAAUUCUCCUGAACAUACGACUGUGGAAUAUGAAAGUCCAGCUUCCGGUGUUUCGUCGCCCGAUAAAGAGGAUCUCGUGAGUGCAGCCAAUCCGAAAAACGAAUACGGGACUACUUCAAGUGGAACGUUGGAUUAUUCUGAUAUAAGAGAAGUAACUAGCACGUCCUUCACGUCGAAGGCUUACAAUGAAAAUGGAGAUGAGAUUGAAUUACCGCGUGAGCCUACUAGUUUCAAUGGAUUUCAUCCAACUAGCGUUGGACCAAUGGAUUCCAGUCCAGAUGGGGAUCAAGAUCGAGCAGUUAACUUAGGUAGUACAUUGAACAAUCCUACGGAAAGUCCUGAGGGACCGGUCGAGAGCGCAACGAACGCGGUAACGAGGAUAAGGAACAAGGAAAAUACUGGUUCUUCGUCGUUAACGGAAGAUGAUCCGGUACAUGCAAAUGAUGAUGAAGAGGAUGCAGUAGUAGGAGAGAGCGAUCCUUCUUGGAACCAGGGAGCUUCCGCGAUAGGUGAUUUACAUAGAAAUAUAGAGAACGUCAAAGGAAGUAGCGAAGAUAAUAUGAACAACCCUGAAGAGGUAAUUCCUCCUUCCUCGGAAGUGGAGACCGUGUUAAUCUCGGAAGGUUUAGCGCCCGCGGAUGGCAGCGACGCAACGGGGAAUAUCAAUCACGGUGUCUCUCCGUCGGCCGACGGAUUUUUCACGGGAGAUUACUCGUCCGAGUCGCCGGAAAUGGAGGAUAAUACCGCCCCAUUAAAGGACGAUCACGGGGCGGACAAUUUGAAUUCUGAUAAGGUCAUGGAGAAGAUUGCGGGCCAGGAAGGGUACCAAGAAGGAGGUCGGGUUAACGAUCCUUCGAUGGAUGGCACGGUACAGUCCCCUAACUUAAAUGAUGAUUACACGACGAAUGAGGACUCGUCAGCUGGCGGAGACGAAGAAACAAUGGGCACGCCGUAUCCGGAAAAAACGACGACCAUAGAGGAUCCGUCAUUGCCGUUCUGUGACAACUCGUUGCUCCAGAAGUCGAUUAAGUCGGUAAUUAAUAACUUCGCGGCAGGCAACUUGGCUGAAACGGACGGCAACGGGGGCGGGGAACUGGUGGGUUCACCGGCGGAUGAUUUACUGCAAGAAAUUGUAGAGGUCCCGAACUUGAAGAGCAUUUUGUCUAUGCCACCGAUCGAGCACACGGUACUGGAUAGGGUUAAGAAUCUCCUGGCGAGGGUGACCGGCGUGCCUAGGAUGAAGUUCGACGGCGAAUGGCCGACGAACGUGAUCAGGAAUAGUUUGCGGGACACGCUGGCAGCUGCUCCUUCCUCGAAAGCAGAACUUCCUGAGAACACAGUCGUGGAGCAUCAAUUCAGAGACGGGAAAUGGGUUACGAACCUGGCUACCCUUGCGCCUACCUCGAACGAAGAGGUCGGAGCAGCACCUAGUGCCUUGGAAAAACUACGAACAGACAUGAGGAGCCUUCUCCGGGAUCCAGUAGUAGGUCUGCAAGCCGCCAAGAAACCCGUUGUCCAGAAUAUGAUACUGCAGAGCCUCCGGGACAACUUCAACCGCGAGAAUCCCGCCAGCGAGCAGACCCUCGAUGACUCGUUCCUCCAGGACGCUUUGGAGAGUGAGCUGAACCUGAUGGAGGCGGAGAACCUGGAAAACACAACGAUUAAUACUGAGGAGGAACCUUCGGAGGAUCUUAAGGACAUUGAUGUGAAUAAAUUCUUGGAGAUCGCUAGGGACGAAGCAGGGAUCACGCAAGCACCUACGUCAACUAUGGGCGAUAUUCAGGACACAUCCGUCGCGUCUACUUUGGGUGCACAGAGAAACACCGAAGCACAGUUUGCUGAUACGUCGAAAACGACUGAUGAGACGCAGGAAUACCCUAAGGCUAACCAGCAAGAAGCUGUCUUCUUGGGCCAACCCAAAGGAAUAGAAGAAAGUUUGCUAGAACUGCCAACAGAUUCGGCAGAAGGCGAAGCUGUGGGACACACUUCGUCUGUCACGGAGUCUUGCGAUCUCGUCGGGGCAACGAGGCAUCCUAAGCUCACGACAUACUUCGAAACACCGUCUACAGUUGCUUAUUCAGUAAACAAAUACCCUAAAACAGAGGAAGGUACGCAGACAGCAUCGACGAUCCCUGAAGAGGCUCAACGAUCGAUCUCCCCAAAUCCUCCUAGAGUCUCUCCAGGGGAUCGAGAUGAAACCUCGAUAAUAGACGGCACUCCGAAACAUAUCUCCGCGACAACGGAAGAGACAGUGGGUCUAGCAAUUAGCACGGAGUCUCCUUCGAAGAAUUCUUCCCCGGAUUACACGUAUUUAGGCAAAAUUUCAGUCAAGAAGAACAAUCCUGCUGACGAUGUCCACAGUCUUUCAGAUUCGGAAUUGUUCUACGUAGGCGACGGGGUAAAGCUACCCCUAGAGAUCAGGAAGCUGCCGGACGGUUCCUAUGGGUUGUCCAUCUCCAGAAGGGUCUGCGAGCAUUUGUUGAACGAGAAGUGUCCCUGCUGCGUGCCGGUGAACGGCAGUGUUGUUGGUACAGUGAGGAAACCGGAAACGGAAGACGGAAAACCGAGGAGGAGGAGGAUCGCGAAACGCGGAACUGGAAGAUCGAUUUCAUCCAGGGAACACACGAUUGACGACAGCUUGCAGAUCUCGAUGCCCGUGGAAACUUUCGCGCGGAGGUACAAUCUGUCGCUGAACUUGGAGAAAGUGCAAGCCCCGUGGAAUUUCGACGAGACGGGGAAGAUUGAUGAUCCAGCGAGAAAUCGGGGAAGAAGCGGCGAAGAUAAAAGGCAUCUGCUGCGUGAUUUGUUUUCAGUUCACGGGGUACCAGAGAACGGUGAACCGGAAGUAACUCCUGCGCCAAGAUCAAGCAGGGAUUCUUAUGAGAACAGCGACGCGAUUAAUUAUAAAUAUCGUGGACAAAAGGGCAGGAACCUUGGCAAAUACCGAUACGGGCGCAACAUCGAUCGAUCGGUGAACGAACGAGUGGAAAUAGUAACGGAUGUGUUAUAUUGGCUGAGGGACAUGAUUCUUGAUGCUAAUAAUGGGUCAUAGAUUUGUUGCAAUAUUUUGUAACGGAUAGUAAUUAUCUCGUGCAACACCCGAGUGCACAUAACCCAUUUGACAUUUGUGUCAACAUAACGCGAAGAUGGGCUUGUUCGGGAAAUCCCAGGAAAAGAAUCCG
This is a messenger RNA of Nomia melanderi (Alkali bee), 4385 nucleotides long. RefSeq lists its product as uncharacterized. The record is from RefSeq and is a predicted model, not a curated record. Lineage: Eukaryota; Metazoa; Arthropoda; Insecta; Hymenoptera; Halictidae.